ACAACACAUCAAUCGUCUUCUUCAACAUGCAUACUGGAUCGAGUGGAGGCCAUGAUGCCUUGUCCAAGCGACGAGCCCAGUUCGCUGGCCCAUCAGGUAUCAAGGGUCUUAUGCAAAACUCACGAAUCUUCCUUCUUGCCGUCUUUGCUUCGCUCGGUGGUUUCGUCUAUGGANNUGUGAGUAUCCUCAUUGCACGAUGUGUCAUUGUUUUUAUUGACCAUCGCUUCAUAGACAACCAAGGAAUGUUCGGACAGGUCCUGAACAUGUCGUCUUUCAAGGCAACUGUCAACCCCGAAUCCGUCAAGAACCCAACUACCAGAGGUCUUCUUACUGCGUGCNNUAUUCUCGAACUCGGAGCCUGGGUCGGUGUAUUGAUCAACGGAUACAAUGCCGACAAGUUUGGUCGUAAGAUUGCCACCCAGAUUGGUGUUGGUGUCUUCAUGAUUGGUGUCAUCGUCCAGGCAUGCGCCAAGAACGUCGACUACAUCUACGGCGGUCGUUUCGUUACUGGUCUCGGUGUUGGUAUCUUGUCAAUGAUUNNCUACAACGCCGAACUCGCACCUGCCGAGAUCAGAGGUUCGCUCGUCUCGCUCCAACAGCUUGCCAUUUGUACUGGUAUCAUGAUCAGUUACUGGAUUGGUAUGGCCUCUCCCUCCCUUCUACAUUGGCCUUUCUCUGACCUAUAUACUCANGGAUACGGCACAAACUACAUCGGUGGCACUGGCGCAAGUCAAUCUAAUGCUGCGUGGUUGGUCCCUAUCUGCAUCCAGCUUUUGCCUGCAAUCAUCCUCGGAGUUGGUAUCAUGUGGCUCCCGCAAAGUCCCCGCUGGCUCGUGUCGAACGACCGUGAGGACGAGGCCUUGACCAUCCUCGCUGACCUCAGAAGAGCGCCCAGAGAUAGUGAAGUCGUCCAGCUCGAGUUCCUCGAGAUUAAAGCCCAGCACAUGUUUGAGGUCGACAGAUCAAGAGCGAAAUUCCCUCAAUACCAGUCCGGAAGCUUCUCGGAUAACUUCAAGCUUGGAUUCUACGACUAUGCUUCCUUGUUCACCAACAAAUCUCUCCGCAAGAGAGUCUUUGUCGCCGUCUUCACCAUGGUCUUCCAACANAUGUCAGUUUCCGCUCAUGAUCUCUUCGAUUCCUUCUUACUGACUGUGUCAUCAGGGUCCGGUAUCAACGCCAUUCUGUACUACGCCGCAUUCAUCUUCCAGGAUCUGAACUUGACUGGCAACACUAGUUCGCUUUUGGCUAGUGGUGUCGGUGGUAUUCUUCUCAUGCUCGCCACCAUUCCUGCUGUCCUUUACAUUGAUCAGCUCGGACGUAAGCCCGUCCUCAUCGCCGGUGCUAUUGGCAUGGGUACCUCGCACAUCAUCGUCGCCGCCCUGUACGGAGCCUUUGGAAACGACCGUAUCCAGUGGCGAGGACACGCAGCUGCUGGUUGGGUUGCCGUCGUCUUUCCUGGUGCAUGGGUCCUCGUCGCCGAAGUUUUCCCUCUCGGAGUCAGAGCAAAGGGUAUCUCGAUCGGCGCCUCGUCGAACUGGCUCAACAACUUUGCCAUCGGUCAAGCCACCCCCGACAUGAUUGCGUCCAUGAACUACGGCACCUUCAUCUUCUUCGGCAUCAUGUGUUUCCUCGCCGCCGGCUUCAUCUUCUUCAUGGUUCCCGAAACCAAGGGACUCACGCUGGAAGAGAUGGACGAAGUCUUUGGCGAUGAAGCCGGCAACGCCGCCGACGACCGCGCCCGCCUCGACAGAAUCUACACCGAACUUGGUCUCAUGGACGGUGGCGACCACCCCAUGAACAGCGAGAAGAUGGAUGGCGAGAAGGUUGCCGCCAUUGACAUCAUGAACACUGGCGCGUACAAGCACGUGAGCAAUGGCAUG
Aureobasidium uvarum is the source of this 1880-nucleotide messenger RNA. NCBI's taxonomy places the organism in Eukaryota, Fungi, Ascomycota, Dothideomycetes, Dothideales, Saccotheciaceae. The record is from the annotation of a GenBank genome assembly.